UAGUCUUGACUUGAACCAUUCCUCUUCAAGUCAAAUUCCCCGUUCCUUAUCUUCUAAAAUUUGAGUUCAGUUGAGCUGAAAUUUGGAGGGGAUAUCCCUCUCUUGCUCUAUCUCAUACCUACCGGUCUUGAUCUUUAAACAAGCUUACUGAAUUGGAGAUCUGCAGAGUCCACAAAACCUGCAACUUGACAAUAACCGACGGAUCAGAUCUUCAAGUUAUAUAGGUUGAAGAGAUGGACGAUGGAGAGGCUAUGCGCAUCUUUGAUAUGGAAGAGAUUGUUGGUAAAGACUUAGUUAUUGAAGACCCAAUAACUUCUUCUAGCCAUGCUAAAAAGAAACCUAAAAAAAGAGGGAAAGAAAAGGAACAGAAAAGUUCUGAAGCUCACGAGGUGGAAUUAUUAAUAAAGCGAAAACGAGAAAAGGUGCCUUCCUCGCCAUCGGAUUACACCAUAUACCGAGUACCUAAGGCAUUGUUCCAAGAAAAGUCAGAAGCCUACGUACCUCACAGGGUUUCCAUUGGCCCUAUCUACCAUGGUUAUUCUGAACACUUAAAAGACAUGGAAGCACAUAAGAUGCAGUACUUGGAAAAGUUUCUGAACCGAAAAUCUGGAGCAGCCACAAACUUGUGUGAUUACAUUAAAGCCGUGAGAGAAUUGGAAGGAAGAGCUUACCAAUGUUAUCCAGAUUUGAAAAUUGAUAGAAACAGCUUUGUCACGAUGAUGGUGGUGGAUGGUUUUUUCAUACUUGAGCUACUACUACAACAAAUGGAAGACCGCCAAACUUUAUCGGAGCAGAAGUGGAGUGUUGGAUUUUUUCAGGACCUGAUUAUGCUUGAAAAUCAGCUUCCAAUCUUUGUUCUUGAGGCAUUAUAUAAGGUCUUCAUUAAUGGGGAUGAUGUUGAUGAUGAUAAUACAUGGACCCUCUAUGGUCUUAUGUGUAACCACUUUGUACCUGAAAUUUUGAUCAUGCUAAGCAAGGAAGACAAAAUCAAUUGCCCCUCUCAUGAGAUUCAGAAAUUAAAACCACCAGAAGCAGCUGCGGAAAAACCAAAGAAUUUGCUUGAUUUUGUACGCCAAUUUCUCAUCCAACCACUUCCAAUCUUUUGUAUACAGCCGCCACCGCCGCCGCGGGAUCAGAAGUGUUUUUCAGAUUUGGUACCAGCUGCAUGCACCCAUGUCCGGUUGUGCGGGUUGUGCCUAGGGAGUCAGGAUCCUAUAGAUGAGGAAGAUUAUCCUUUACUGAUACCCGAUAAGAAGAUAGAACAUAUCCGGUGUGCGACGGAGCUGCAGAAGGCCGGUGUCAAUUUCGAGAAGACGAAGAAACUGACAAGCUUGCGGGACAUAAAAUUCAAAAACGGAGUUUUGACAAUCCCAUGUAUAACAAUUCACUAUGGAACAGACGGUAUCCUCCGAAACCUUAUCGCCUACGAACAAUAUAUUGAAGAGUUUGGUUAUAUUACAGAGUAUGUAGCUUUCAUGGAUGGCCUUAUCGAUUCUCCCCAGGAUGUGGAAUUGCUGCAAAAGACUGGAAUCAUUGUGACCUUGUUCGGCGACCCAACUGAUGUGGCUCGAUUAUUUAACAAUCUUCUCAAAGAUGUUACGGUACCUUUUUAUUUUACCGUCAAUGUCCGCCAUAAAGUGGAAAAGUAUUACAAUAUGAGAUGUCACAAAUGGAAGGCAGGCCUGAUGAUUAACUAUUUCAAUUCUCCAUGGUCCUUCAUAUCAGUUGUUGCGGCUAUUAUUCUCAUCGCCUUCACCAUUAUACAGACCAUUUAUGCUGUUUUAGCUUAUCAUCAUCAUUAGAUGGAUAGAUUUAGAUUUUCCCUUGUUUAAUUACAUUAUUUAUGUUGUUGAAUUCUAGCUCUUGUGUGUGUGUAUAUAUAUAUAUAUUUAAUUAUAACUACUUUAAAUUUGUCUCCUGCUUAUCAUGGAUUGUCGUCAGAUCUUAAUUCUCAGUUGAUUUCAUUACUUGUUA
Molecule: messenger RNA, 1974 nt
Organism: Macadamia integrifolia
Lineage: Eukaryota; Viridiplantae; Streptophyta; Magnoliopsida; Proteales; Proteaceae
Product: UPF0481 protein At3g47200-like
Exons: 2
Coding region: 234-1802 (522 amino acids)
Source: RefSeq, a predicted model, not a curated record